AUGUCAUGCUUUCAGCUGAUGCAUAUGGCUGACGACGAAAGCCAUCCGAGUGUAUGUGUAAGUUUACUGCGCGAGCAAAUCAAGGAAAAAAUAGACGCGUCUCGGCAGAAGGAUGCUUCCCGUGUUCUUUCAGGAAAUGCUGUGCCAAUCUAUCCACUUCCUGAAAAUGGUGGUUCUCCUCCAGUACCGCCUCACAGGCCAAGGCUUUCUGACUCUCAGCUGUCUUCAGUCAGGACAUCGAAGCCGCCUGUUGCUCCCAAGCCGCCGCACAUUUCACGUCAGGCUCGGAAGCCUACGAUAUUUGUGUCCGAUGGCGAAGGUGCCCAAAAUAAUAAUGUUCCUUCUGCCAAUCUGAAACCAUACCAAAUGUCUACAACUCAGUCAACUGGAGAAAGCGACGGGCAUCCGCGUAGCACCCGUGAUGUUCAACGGCCACGAUCUACCGUAUCAACCACUAGCACUGAGAAUGGUGAGGCUGCAGACCUGUCAGAUAGCGAUUCUGAUGAUGGUCGACAGAACGGGAUUCCUCUUUUGCAUAGGGCGGAUACAUAUCUCGGUGGACCUGCCCAACUCUCCCUUCGAAGGCCCUCAGCUCUUUGUUUCAAUGGCGAUCCUUCCAUUCAUGAGAAGAUUGUUGACGAACUGAAGAGGCAGGGAAUAAUAAGGUCGAGUGAUCGGAUGAUGAAAAAACGAUCGGAGGGGCAUUCAACGGAUAGCCACCGAGGGCGUAAUUCCCUUCAGCCCACUGAAGGAACUGCGUCCUGUAACACUUCCUUGUCAACAACUAUCUCUGAAGAUACUCUUCCAACUAACAAAAGAGAAAAUGCGUACAGCAGUCGAAGCAGUAUCGUUACCACUACCUCUGCAGAGUACGAUUCUGUUCCUGAUUACAGCACCGGUGACGCUAAUGAGGAUAAAAGGUUGAAGAAGCUACACUAUGCCGCUAAUGAGUUCUACUCAGUGCAAAAACUGUUUCUGAAGUAUUUGCGGGAUAUGGGCGAGGUAUAUCCCGAAUAUGUAACAGAAUUCGGGAAGAGACUUGGGAAGGAUCUUUUGGCUCGUCAAGGGAGUCAGUUGCACAUUGUACGACAACUACAGCUGCACUUUGAACAACUCAUCCGUUUUCAUCAACUUCUUCUGGACGAGUUCUCCUCACGUCUUGAUACAUGGAGCUCAUUGAGACCGAACAUGGCUGAUAUCAUUAUCAAAUAUGCUGACUUCCUGAAGAUUUGCAAGCCUUUUCUCUUAGAAAAGUCUCGUUUCGUUCAAGAGCUCACGCAACUUCGUCUUGAGAACAAAGAUUUCGAUAACGCCACUGUCGCGUUCGAGCAGAAGAUCUUCAACCGUGGUGUGGGUGCGGUAGUUCAGCAGCUCGAUCAAGUGCAUCAGAAUUUUAUGAGGUAUAAAAUUCUGAUGAUGAGUUACAAUAAUUAUUUGAAAGAGGGAACUGAGGAACAAAAGAAAACGUUAGAGGCUAUCGCAAAACUAGAGAAAAUUGCUCAGUCCGUGAACGAAUCAAUGGGUCUGCCAAGUAAUGAAGAACUUUUCAAGUUGUACGACCGUUUCCAGGUAUAUACUAAGGAAAAGUUAAUGUUCAAGUUAUAA
Molecule: messenger RNA, 1605 nt
Organism: Cooperia oncophora
Lineage: Eukaryota; Metazoa; Nematoda; Chromadorea; Rhabditida; Trichostrongylidae
Source: the annotation of a GenBank genome assembly